Messenger RNA from Callorhinus ursinus (northern fur seal), 2058 nucleotides. Lineage: Eukaryota; Metazoa; Chordata; Mammalia; Carnivora; Otariidae. The record is from RefSeq and is a predicted model, not a curated record.
CCUGGGCGGCAGAUCGAAACGGGGGAUACCCCAGGAGAUGGGGGGGUCGAGGAAAGUCCCCAGGGAGGAGAGAGAGAGAGGGAGGCUCAGUCCCCCCAUCCCGGACCCGCCCCCCAAAAGGCAAGCCAUCAGGAGCCUGCACUGACGCCCUGGCUCUGAAGCUACUUGGCUUUGUUCUCUCAGACCCGUUAGUCACCUCCCUGGAUCACAGUAGAAAAAGAAGAAGAAGAAAACAUGUCAAGACACAAAUGCAGUUAUCCCUGGGACCUACAGGAUCGAUAUACUCAAGAUAAGUCAGUAGUAAAUAAGAUGCAGCAGAAGUAUUGGGAAACGAAGCAGGCCUUUAUUAAAGCCACAGGGAAGAAGGAAGAUGAGCAUGUCGUUGCCUCUGAUGCAGACCUGGAUGCCAAGCUGGAGCUGUUUCAUUCAAUUCAGAGAACCUGUUUGGACUUGUCUAAAGCAAUCGUACUCUAUCAAAAGAGAAUAUGUUUCUUGUCUCAAGAAGAAAACGAACUGGGAAAAUUUCUCCGAUCCCAAGGCUUCCAAGAUAAAACCAGAGCAGGAAAGAUGAUGCAAGCAACAGGAAAGGCUCUCUGCUUUUCUUCCCAGCAAAGGUUGGCCUUGAGAAAUCCUUUGUGUCGAUUUCACCAAGAAGUGGAGACUUUUCGGCACCGGGCCAUCUCAGACACUUGGCUGACGGUGAAUCGCAUGGAGCAGUGCCGGACUGAAUACAGAGGGGCAUUAUUAUGGAUGAAGGAUGUGUCACAGGAGCUUGAUCCAGACCUCUACAAGCAAAUGGAGAAGUUCAGGAAGGUACAAACACAAGUACGACUUGCCAAAAAAAGCUUUGACAAAUUGAAGAUGGAUGUGUGUCAGAAAGUGGAUCUUCUUGGAGCAAGCCGAUGCAAUCUGUUGUCUCAUAUGCUAGCAACGUACCAGACCACUCUGCUUCAUUUUUGGGAGAAAACUUCUCACACUAUGGCAGCCAUCCACGAGAGCUUCAAAGGUUAUCAGCCGUAUGAAUUCACUACAUUAAAGAGCUUACAAGACCCUAUGAAAAAACUGAUUGAGAAAGAAGAAAGGAAGAUCACCCAGCAGGAAAGUGCAGAGGACACCGUGGAAGAGCCAAGGCAGUUAAUUUCAUUAGAGGAUGAAAACCAGCACAAGGAGUCUUCUAGUUUUAAGACCGAAGAUGGAAAAAGCGUUUUAGCUGCCUUAGACAAAAGCUGUACACAUAAUGCAUGCUCAGAUGAACUAUUAGACAUGAAACCCGAGGAAGGUGCUUGCCUGGGCCCAAUGGCAGAGACCCCAGAACCUGAAGGUGCUGACAAAGAUGACCUGCUGCUGUUGAGUGAGAUCUUCAAUGCUUCCUCCUUGGACGAGGGGGAGUUCAGCAAGGAGUGGGCUGCUGUGUUUGGAGACGACCGGCUGAAAGAGCCAGUGCCCACUGUGGCCCCAGGAGAGCCAGACCCCAGGCCCCAGACAGGCUCAGGAUUCCUUCCUUCACAGCUUUUAGACCAAAACAUGAAAGACUUACAGGCCUCACUACAAGGCUGGUCAGAGAGCAAUGUCAGUCCUCCUCCUACUCCAUGGCCAGCACCACAGGCAAGCAGUCCAAAUGACAACAGCCCUGCAAUGAAAGUGCCAUUUUCAUGAAAAGACCAAAGGCCUGUUGAUGUGCGACAAUUCCGUCACCCUGGCAUAACCUCGGAGCAGCGUGCCCCACCAACACUCUCUGAGACUCUUUAAGCCAGCUGGCAAGCACAUUCCUAGCUGCUCCCAGCGAGGAGGAUAACCUGUCAGACAUUUUCUUCAUGCUUUUGAUACUCCCACCUGUUGGGGAAGGGAAAAAAGCCUGGGUCAUCCAAGCCAAUGAACUUCGAUCCUCAUGUGGAAUGAUUUAUAUAGAGAAGAGCCCCCAGCUUAUGUAGAAAUCACUUGCAUCAGGCACUCAUUGGAAAACAUUCUCAUCUGGAAAAGAAUUGGUUCUCUAAUUGUUGUCAUUCGGGAAGUUAGGGCAGGUGGUUCAGAGAAAGAGCAGCUGAAGGGGAGGCUCUA